Messenger RNA from Clarias gariepinus (North African catfish), 1265 nucleotides. Its product is annotated as CDC42 small effector protein 2-like. Gene Ontology annotation, biological process: regulation of Rho protein signal transduction. Bases 317 to 544 code for a protein of 75 amino acids. The record is from RefSeq and is a predicted model, not a curated record. NCBI's taxonomy places the organism in Eukaryota, Metazoa, Chordata, Actinopteri, Siluriformes, Clariidae. Gene Ontology annotation, cellular component: plasma membrane. Gene Ontology annotation, molecular function: small GTPase binding. The transcript has 6 exons.
AAAUGGCUGAUUUGUACCCCAUGGAGUCGCUUUCGCUUCCUUGUGUUAUGGUAUAGAGAUCUGAAGACGGGAUGAGAACAGCGAGACCGACUGAAGGCUGGGUUUUUUUUCUGACAGCGACUUCGAGGAAGUGUCUGAGGAGGAACGCCCGUCAUUGACUUCCGGCACACACUUGUGGCAGAGCCGAAGACUGAACAGGAAGUGCAGAGAGACAGAGCGAGAGACAUAAAGACACUGAAGGAGAGAGAGUGCGUGCGUGUGUGUGUGGGAGGAAGUGUGUGUGUGUGUGUGUGUGUGUGUGUGUGUGGGGAGAGAGAUGACGGAGUUCUGGGUGUGCUUUAGCUGCUGCAUCGCCGAACAGCCUCAACCUAAGAGAAGGCGGCGGAUCGAUCGCUCGAUGAUUGGAGAGCCGACCAACUUUGUACACAUGACACACGUGGGAUCAGGAGACAUGGGGAUGGGCCUCUCAACGGUGAACACGGUGCAGGCACAGAUGAAAUCUAAAGGCGGGUAUGGGAAUGGCACACCGGGGAGCGUACAGUGAUCCACGUGGACGCCAGUGUGUGUGACCUGCUGAACUGAAACAGUGAGGACGAGGAACAACGCUGGAUUUAAACUCAUAUAAAUAUAUAUAUAUAUAUAGAAACUUACACACACACACACACUGGAUCAGCGAGUCAGAGCACUGGUCUAUGAGACGCGUGUAUAUCUGCAUUAUCGCACUGUUAGACGCUUUAAGCUUCCUGAGUGUAAACGCCCACGCUCGCCACGCCGACCAAUCAACAUCCGGCUCCCGUCAAACCAAGCUCCGCCCCCUACUCCUCAUCCUCAUCAUCCUCCCCUCCCCCGUGGACGCUUUAUUUAUUUAGUGAUUUGUCUCUCGGGUUUAAACAUGGUGGCUGGGCCACUACGCGUCACACGCGCGCGCGCACACACACACACACACUUUCACACACACAGUUUGAAUAAUGAGCGAGUGCGAGCAAUAGAUUAAACACAAAUGUAGACCUAAAUAAUGACCUUUUUCACGAUUUUAUAUCUUUCAUAAAAAAAAACAACUUAUGAGUAUAUAUGUAUGUAAUUUUUGUGGGAUGUGGAAUAUCCUUAUUUUUUUAAACCUUUUUAAACGUGCUGUGUUCAGAUAAACUUGACCUGUGCGACCUCACUGUAACGUCUUCCCACAGCCCCGCCCUCACCGCGCCGAACUGCGGGAGGACUUUUUUGUACAGAUGUUUUGAUGCCCAAAUAAAUGAUGCCAAGCAACA